Molecule: messenger RNA, 933 nt
Organism: Haemonchus placei
Lineage: Eukaryota; Metazoa; Nematoda; Chromadorea; Rhabditida; Trichostrongylidae
Source: the annotation of a GenBank genome assembly
AGUAAGACAAAUUCCGGAUAUCAACCUAAGUAUUCGUUUUCUGCAAUAGCAAGUCCACCUCUCUCCCCCCUACUGGAACCGACUAUUCCCGAACUUCUCAAAGCCAAAUACUACUAUGAUCGCUACAACUGUCGAUAUUUUGCACCAUUUCUCUUGUUGUUCAUCUAUUCUCUACUUGGCGCUUGGAUUUUCUACCUCGUCGAAUAUGAGAAUGAGGUGGAAAUGAAAUUAAAGGAAUCGAAGGAUCUGGAUCGAUUGCGACAUCAUUCCUUUCUACGUUUUCUCGACCUAUUCCAGACCAAACGGGAUUUGCUGCUGUGGUACGAGAAGGAACUGGAAAAGGUCAAACUACCAGAGGCCCUAGAGUGGGACAUGUGGGGAGCGCUGUUCUAUGUGGGAACGAUAUUUACAACAAUCGGAUACGGUAACAUCGUUCCUCGGACAAUAACUGGACGAGCAUUAUCCGUGGUGUACGCCAUGAUCGGUAUUCCAUUGGUAUUGGCGAUACUUUCGCGAUUUGGUCAAUUCCUGGAGCAUACGAUUACUCGAGCGUGGCUGAAACACCGUGAGAAAUUCAAACGUGCUCACAAAAAAACGAAAAAAUAUCUAACAUCGUUCCCAUUCGAAUCUCUCUUCAGGACUAUACCGAUCUGGCUUGCACUGUUAUUCUGUAUCAGUUGGAUAUGCGCUUGUGCGGCUCUGUUCCUUAUAUGGGAAAAACGAUGGACGUUUUUUACGAGUCUCUACUUCUUCUUCAUUUCACUUUCUACGAUCGGUUUGGGCGACGUUGUUCCCGAUCAUCCCCACAUGUUAAUAUUGAUGUUUUGGUUAGUGAUUAUUGGACUAUCAAUCGUUUCUAUGCUGCUUACUGUAAUUCAAAUAAAAUUCGAAGAAUGCUUGUACAACUUCAUGAUUAGAAUGCAGGUUCGUUAA